AAACGACAGCGAUGGGUUCCUCGGCAUCCAAAGCGACACGUGCAGCUGGUUCUGCAGCUCGUCAAUACCCUACGAGAGCACCACCGACAUCACAAGCACCCCUUGCUUCCCAAGCACCCAAGUUCGAUGCGCCUCCGCAAGCAGCUCAACCUUCAUCCGCAGCACCUCCGCCUCCGCUGCAGACUCAGCCAGGACCAACAGUGAAGCCUAGUCCUCAUGCUAGUGGAACACGAGACGCGGCGAUCAACCUCGAUGCCUCCGAUCCAGACUUUGCACAAUCGCUACGAAAUCUUGGCCCAGUCCAACCAAAUCCGACCCUUUCGCCUUCGUCUGCCUUCCCGUCCCAGCAUAGCUCUGUGCAGGGACAGCGACCGACUGCACCAGAUCCACGAAAGAAUCCGGCUGUCAUGGUAUUGACUGCAAGAUCCAAGUUGCAGGAAGAAGCAGAGGCAGAGUUCAUGGAGAGCGGCACACGCGGACACGCCGGGAGGCAAUUUCUUGACGUCUACACGAUCAGGCAGAUCUUGACUAUGAGGGACGAAAAGAGGCAAUCAGCAGCGGCCAUUGAGAAGCGACUUGGUCUGAAGCCGGGCGUGGUAGAGCGACUUGGUGCUGCAGGUGUGGUAGCAUUGGCACAAGAUCAAGGACGAGCUCAGCGUGAGAUCAACAUGGUCUGAGAUAUG
Molecule: messenger RNA, 683 nt
Organism: Zymoseptoria tritici IPO323
Lineage: Eukaryota; Fungi; Ascomycota; Dothideomycetes; Mycosphaerellales; Mycosphaerellaceae
Exons: 1
Coding region: 12-677 (221 amino acids)
Source: RefSeq, a predicted model, not a curated record